Molecule: messenger RNA, 1694 nt
Organism: Gadus morhua (Atlantic cod)
Lineage: Eukaryota; Metazoa; Chordata; Actinopteri; Gadiformes; Gadidae
Product: galectin-3-binding protein A
Exons: 3
Coding region: 84-1361 (425 amino acids)
Source: RefSeq, a predicted model, not a curated record
CAUCAUUAUUAUGUUUUUUAUUAUUUUUUUGACGGCACAGCAAUCCGGGGCUAUUCCCAAAAGAUCCGGGGCUAUAGCCUUGAAUGCCCCGGUCUAACGACGCGCCUGCUCAGAGUACUUUGAUUUUCAACCAACUCAGUUGCACAAUUAGGCUGGAGUCAAUAACCUGCAGGUUAAAACAUCUCUCAGUAGCCAACAUGCAGAAGCACGGGACCAUGCUGUCUGCUUUGUGGAUUUUGCUUCUCCAUGUUUCUCCUCUCAGAUCCAUGAAAUUUAAUCUUUUCGAAAGCCCGUUGCAGUUACAGCCCCUGCCAGAGGGGGGUGCUGCAGCACCCUCAGCACACCCCCUUCCCGCAUCCCUGCCGAAGGGAGGGUUGAAGACCGGUCACCUGGGCCAGGUGAAGGUCUACCCUCACUUGGUAGGGGGAGCCGUGUGUCACAAUGACUGGGAUCCGCCCGCGUGGACGGUGUGUCAUCAGCUGCACUCCCAAGGAGCCAUAUUUGCUGCCAAUGGAAAGGCGUUUAACGAAGAAAAUUACGGAAAUAGCCUGCCGGAGAACUGUCGCAAGUACAUGGUGUGGAACUUCCAGAACCUCACAACCUCCAGGGCCUGGUCUUCUGUGUCGGCGAAACUGCUGGAGGCCCUUCUGUCUCACUCUGACCUGGUGGUGCCGGACGAGACCUUCGUCCUUGGAGCGCUUGAGGACUGGAUCUCAAAGGUGAACCCGACGAGCUGUAAGGAGCAACAGGCCGCCUUGUUGACCCUCGUCCGCUUCCCUAUGAUCCCCGCUACGGAUCUCUACAAGCUACAGUUCACCUCCGCCUUCCUCUUCACCCAUAAGGCUCUGUAUCAGGAGAAACUUCUGAAAGGGUUCGCGGCUCACUUGCUGCCCUUCGGCAUUCUGAAGAACAGCUCCACCUUCCAGAGAAACGACCGGGAUUACCAGCCCAGGAUUUACACCGGAUCGCCGUGGAGCGUUGCUUAUGGAAACUCGUCGAGACCGUGGACAAGUCAAACUCACAUCACACCUGUCCACACAAGCGCUAUCUUGGAGGAAAAAAAGGUUCACUGGCAGCUGGACCUCUUCAACAAUCAUAGCGACUGUUCCGACAGUGGCGUGCGGUGUGAUUCACUGCCUGCGGCCAGAAUGACAAUGGCCACGUACAACUUCCAGUACCAGGAAAUCUUCCGCUACUGCAACCGUCUGCUGUUAAGCUGCCAAGGAAGAUUCAUCCACGUCAUGGACUUCAAGGAUAAUCUCGCUUGUCCUGUGUCCUGUAUGCAACGUACCCCUGCAACGUACCCCUGCGCCGGUGGAAGGUAUGACUACCACUUUGUGGUGAGGCCUGAAAACAUUUAAGCCGACCGCCUCUCGCUGGUUGUUGGGGGGGGAUCGUGGUGGUUGGGAAUGUAAGAUUGGUGAUGGGCCACCAUAGUGGUGUUUAUAUGCAAUAGCCUUUAUGAUUGCUGCCUUUGAGGGUGACGGUUUUUCCAGAGUCUGAAACUGGGUUUGUUCUUGGUUUGGUUUAUUGCCUGCCUCUGGUUACUGGGAUAAAACCCUAUUUAACUCAUGAGAAAGCCAACGCGGCCUUUCAAUGAAAUGCAUCAAGAUCUUAGUAAAGUAACUCUCAUUAGUAUGUUAAUGUAUGCUUUGAAGACUUCAAAUAAAAAGCAAUUUAAAUAAAUCAAAGAA